AUGAACGGCGGCGUCUCCAACUCCAAGCUCCCUCUCCUCCUCAAACCAUUCCUCCUCUCCUUCUUCCUCUCCCUCUCAAUUCUCAUCCUCUUCCUCGCCGCCUCCAGAUCCCUCUCCCCAACCCCCAUCCCAUCCCUCGCCACCUCCGCCGCCGCCGCCGCCGCCGGCGGCGGCGGCCUCCGCAUCCGGAAAGGUCUCCACUCCUACGACGCCUACAUCCAGCUCCAGCUCAACAAAACCCUCAACCCCAAACUCCGCAAAUUGUGGAAGACCCGCGACUGGGACCGCAAGGUCCGGGUCUUCGCCGCCUUCUUCCGGGCCCUCACGCGCCGCGGCCUCCUCUCCAACUCCUCACGCGCCCUCUCCAUCGGCGCACGCGUCGGGCAGGAGGUCGAGGCGCUCCGGCGCGUGGGGGUGAGCGACUCCAUCGGGAUGGACCUCGUCCCUUCCCCGCCGCUCGUCGUCAGGGGUGACUUCCACGCGCAGCCGUUCCCCAACGCGAGCUUCGACUUCGAAUUCUCCAACGUGUUCGACCACGCGCUCUACCCGGAGAAAUUCGUCGGGGAGAUCGAGCGGACGCUGAGGCCCGGCGGCGUGUGCGUCCUCCACGUGUCGAUUUCUAAGCGGGCGGACAAGUACUCGGCCAACGAUCUGUACAGCGUGGCGCCGUUGGUGGCGCUGUUUAGGGAGUCGGAGGUGGUCGGGGUCCGGCGGGUCGACGGGUUCGGGCUUGAUACCGAAGUUGUGUUCCGGAAAAAGAUGAUACGCAAGAACAAGAAGAAGAUAAAUCCAAAGGGUACAGAUUAA
Molecule: messenger RNA, 807 nt
Organism: Linum tenue
Lineage: Eukaryota; Viridiplantae; Streptophyta; Magnoliopsida; Malpighiales; Linaceae
Source: the annotation of a GenBank genome assembly